AUGACAUUGAAAAAUUCAUCCUUUAGUAUUCCCAAUCAAACAAGAUCAUGUAUCGAUGACGGCAAUUUUGAAUCUACGCAAGGUAUCAUCCUCAUUGUUAAAAUUGUGGCAUUUAUUACAAUCUGUACAGUCUCCACAGUUGGAAAUCUUAUUAUUGCUUACGUUAUUGUUCGUACUCAUCGAUUGUGGACUUUUACUAAUAUUAUGAUGCUAAAUUACAGUAUUGUAACGUUGCUAUUCUUAGCGUCAGGAUUAUUACAAUUUAUAACCGAUAUAAUCUAUCGUGAAUCAUGGCCCUUUGGAGAGUUCCUUUGCAAGAUUACAUAUUCUUCAUUUGUUGUAACUGUAGUUGUGUCUGCAUUUUCCAUAACCUUUAUGUGCUAUGCACGCUAUCGGGUUAUCUGUUUGCCGCUUAAUAUCCAGCCAAAUCGAAGACAAGCACUCUAUAGUAUAAUAUUUUCUUGGGUUGUAGCUAUUGCUUGUAUGAUUCCCUAUGCUAUAGUUUUAAAGAUUACCCGCUAUGGUAAGAAUGAUUAUUGUGUCAUCGAUAGCUCGUGGGGAAAUGGAGGGCAUCGACCUGUUUACGAUUUUAGCAUUUUUGCUAUUACCUAUUUUAUGCCUAUGCUGGUAGCAACUUAUUAUAAUAUUCGAGUAAUAAAGGGCUUGAAAAUAGGUCGAAGUUAUCGUUCCAAAAGUCAUCAUAAAUUAAGUGGCAAUAGCUAUUACCAACCAGAUGAAAGUAUUGAUCAAGUUAAAGAGAAAUUACGCCAAAUGUCAGUAUUUAUAUUUACAGCUUAUUUAAUAGCUUGGUUACCUUAUUGGAUUUAUGUUCUGUUAAUUAAUACCAAAAUCUUAAACGCCAUCAUACUACAGGUUAAAAAAUUCGAUUGUCAUAUCAUAUCAAAAGUACUAAUAGUUCGCACCUUUACCAAGUAUAUUGCUUACUUUUAUAGUACUUCUAACGUCUUUGUUUGCUACUAUUACAAUCCUCAUUUUAAUGCUGCCUUCAAGUCCAUCUUUUGCUGUAAACGAUGUAUAAAGGGUUCUGAUUGUUCAUUCGAUCAAGAUCAGCGUUUUUGCUCUAUCUAUAAAUGUAGUUAUCGAAGUGAUACACCAAUAUAUUCUUCACGCGGUUGCAACGAAGAUAGUGGAAACAAGAUUGAAUUUUUUUGCCAAAUCGUGAUGAUAACAUUUUCAUUAUUUAUCUUGUCCUUGCGUGAUACCUAA
Molecule: messenger RNA, 1227 nt
Organism: Trichoplax adhaerens
Lineage: Eukaryota; Metazoa; Placozoa; Uniplacotomia; Trichoplacea; Trichoplacidae
Exons: 2
Coding region: 1-1227 (408 amino acids)
Biological process (GO): G protein-coupled receptor signaling pathway
Cellular component (GO): membrane
Molecular function (GO): peptide binding; G protein-coupled receptor activity
Source: RefSeq, a predicted model, not a curated record